ACCAAUUUCUUUGCAAGUUUGUUAGUGGUUUGAAAAUGGAGUUGCAAGUAUAAUUCUUAUGCUUAUCACCCGCAAGUAUAAUUCUUAUGCUUAUCACCUUCUCCUCUCUGGAAUAACCCACUAGCGUGCCCCAUUCCAGACUGUAAAUUUUAUGAAUGCUAACCAUGUAUAUAGUCUGUAUUCAUGCUUAAGUGGGUAUUAUUCUAUGACCAUUUGGUUCUUUGCUCUUGUGCCUACUGCAGAGUUAUUAUUCUAACACUAGGAUGGAUAAUAUUCCUCUCAUGCUACAUUCCUGUGCAUAUGCUACUAAAAGGCCAUGAUAAAUUGAGGAAAAGGUUAGAGAGAGCUCUGGUUGAGUUGAUUUGCAGUUUCUUUGUGGCAUCAUGGACAGGGGUUGUCAAGUAUCAUGGUCCACGACCAUGUGCAAGGCCAAAACAGGUAUUUGUGGCCAAUCAUACAUCAAUGAUUGAUUUCAUUGUUUUAGAACAGAUGACUGCAUUUGCAGUCAUUAUGCAGAAACACCCUGGCUGGGUUGGACUUCUGCAAAGCACUAUUUUGGAAAGUGUGGGAUGUAUAUGGUUCAAUCGUUCUGAAACAAAGGAUCGUGAAAUAGUAGCUAGAAAGUUAAGGGAACAUGUUGAAGGAUCCGACAACAAUCCUCUUCUUAUAUUCCCUGAAGGAACUUGUGUAAAUAAUAACUACACUGUUAUGUUUAAAAAGGUCCAAAGAUUACUGAUCCAUCAGUGUUAAAGAAACAAACAAAGGAACUGAUCAAGAAUUGGCCCUCUGAAUUUCAAAACUUAGUUGAUGUCACCCCAGAAGACACAAUCAUCCGGACCCCACUAGUUGAUCGAUGGCUGUGGCCAGGUCUGACCCCACCAGCUUCAUCUGGUGGAGCUGUAGUGGUUGGUGACGCAUGGCAUCCAAUGACUCCUAAUCUUGGUCAAGGGGCUUGUUGUGCUCUAGAAGAUGCUGUUGUUUUAGUGCAAAAGCUUGUGCCUGCACUCAAUGCUGGACCAGUGGCCAUUGAGGAUGCCCUUAGGUCUUACCAAAACGAGAGAUGGCCACGAAUCUUUCCAAUCACUGUACGGGCUAAUGUAGUUGGAGCCGUCCUGCAGUUGGAGAACCCGGUGGUUUGUGUGAUCAGGGACAAUGUGCUUGUUCCCAAAUUGAUCAGGCUUUGACCAAUGUUGGAACAUACAAACUUUGAGUGCGAUCCCCUGUUGCAAACUAAGGUUUAAACUUUCAAGGGUGUCAUCAGGAACAUACAAAAUUUAUGGGUUUUUUUCCCCUAGAUUUGGCCCUAUAAAAUACUGUAGUCAAAGUAAUUUAAUACUAAAUUUUGUGGCUUCAUGGCAAUCCUUACAAA
Erigeron canadensis is the source of this 1369-nucleotide messenger RNA. RefSeq names its product glycerol-3-phosphate acyltransferase 9-like. Gene Ontology annotation, cellular component: endoplasmic reticulum. Gene Ontology annotation, biological process: triglyceride biosynthetic process. The record is from RefSeq and is a predicted model, not a curated record. NCBI's taxonomy places the organism in Eukaryota, Viridiplantae, Streptophyta, Magnoliopsida, Asterales, Asteraceae. The transcript is spliced from 6 exons. The coding region runs from base 184 to 750 and encodes 188 amino acids. Gene Ontology annotation, molecular function: glycerol-3-phosphate O-acyltransferase activity.